GUGGCGGGCCGGCGGCGUGCGUGUUGUUGUGUCGGCGGCGGCAAGAUGGCGGCGCACGGGGGCUCCGCGGCCUCCUCGGCGCUGAAGGGGUUAAUCCAGCAGUUCACCGCCAUCACGGGUGCCAGUGAAAGUGUGGGAAAGCAUAUGCUUGAAGCAUGCAACAAUAAUCUGGAGAUGGCUGUCACCAUGUUUCUGGAUGGUGGAGGCAUAGCAGAGGAGCCGAGCACCAGUUCUGCAGGGGUGUCUGCUGUUCAGCCGCACGCUGAGGAUGAAGUACGAGCUCCAAUUCCUCAAAAACAGGAAAUUUUAGUAGAGCCUGAGCCCUUGUUUGGAGCUCCUAAAAGACGCAGACCUGCGCGCUCAAUAUUUGAUGGCUUUCGGGAUUUUCAGACAGAAACCAUUCGACAGGAACAGGAGCUACGGAAUGGAGGGGCAGUAGAUAAGAAACUCACUACUCUAGCAGACCUCUUCAGGCCUCCCAUUGAUCUGAUGCACAAAGGCAGCUUUGAAACGGCCAAGGAGUGUGGUCAGAUGCAGAACAAAUGGCUCAUGAUAAACAUUCAGAAUGUGCAAGAUUUUGCCUGUCAGUGUCUCAACCGUGAUGUCUGGAGCAAUGAGGCUGUGAAGAACAUAAUCCGGGAACAUUUCAUUUUUUGGCAGGUAUAUCAUGACAGUGAGGAAGGACAGAGGUACAUACAGUUUUAUAAAUUAGCAGACUUCCCUUAUGUCUCCAUCCUGGAUCCCAGGACAGGCCAGAAACUAGUGGAGUGGCACCAGCUAGACGUGACUUCUUUCUUAGACCAAGUGACUGGGUUCCUGAGUGAGCAUGGACAGCUGGAUGGCCAUUCUACCAGCCCUCCCCAAAAAUGCUCUCGUUCGGAGAGUCUCAUUGAUGCCAGUGAGGACAGCCAGUUGGAAGCUGCUAUCAGAGCCUCGUUACAGGAGACGCAUUUUGAUUCCUCACAGGCCAAGCCGGAGAGUCGGUCAGAUGAGGAGUCAGAGUCAGAGCUUUUUUCUGGAAGUGAAGAGUUUAUUUCGGUUUGCGGAUCGGAGGAGGAGGAGGAAUCGGAGAAUCCUGCCAAGUUGAGGAAGUCUCCACACAAGGACUUGGGGUAUAAAAAAGAGGAGAGCCGGAGGCCUCAGCCUGAACCCCCUGCAAGGACUGAGCCUGGGACAACAUCAAAUCACAGGGUACUGCCCUGCAUUGAUGCAGGGAUACUGGAGGAGUCCACUGACAAGCCUGAAAGUAUGUUUCAGGGCCUAGAUGUGAAUGGACCAAAGGCACAGCUGAUGCUAAGGUAUCCAGAUGGAAAGAGGGAACAAAUUUCACUGCCCGAACAAGCUAAACUUCUGGCUCUUGUGAAACAUGUCCAGUCAAAAGGAUACCCCAAUGAACGCUUUGAACUUCUCACCAACUUCCCUCGACGGAAACUCUCCCACCUGGACUAUGAGAUCACGUUACAGGAGGCAGGCCUGUGUCCUCAAGAGACUGUCUUUGUGCAGGAAAGGAAUUAGCACCACGGCUGGGUUCUCCCAGCCUCCCUCCCCUCUCCUCUUUGUCUGGGACACCGACUCAUUAAAUAUGCAGUUGAGGGUCAUAGAAUUGCAGUGCAGAAAUCAAGCAGGCAUCUGGCUGGCCCUUCUCUCUCUUCCAUUCUCCUGCUCUAGUGACCAAAAGAGUGUUCAGAGUUUUAUUUUCUUCCUCAGCUCGUGCCCUGCGGAGAUCAUUGGGAAGAACAUCUCUCCUUUGUUUUUAUGGAAUAAAGUAAAACAAUGAUCUGUGUAUCCAGUAUGCUGGGCUUGGAGUGGCUGUGAUACACUUACCCUUUCUCACUGCUGUUCUUAAAUCUGUUUUGUUUAAUUUAUUUUUUAAAAUAGUGUGUGAUAACGCACUGAGUCAUCUAUCUGUAAGGAGAGAGUGUAAUCUUCAGUCUUUUCCUUUGUUUUGAUUCUCUACACAAAAGGUCUCCAUUAACCUUACAGCUUUCUCAAGGGUUCACUUAUCUAGUGCUCUGCAAAAACUUGGGGUUUGGGAAGAAAUUUGGUUGAGCUGUGGUGAGAUAUUUGGCUGCCAUCUAAUUUAAAGGGUUCUAGAUUGCAUGCGUGUGUUCCUGCUGCUUUAAAAGCUGCCAGUGGACAUAGUAAAAAAACUAACCAACCAAAAUAAAAAAAAAAAAAAAAAAACAAACAGCUAUACUCUAUAUGGAGUUCACUGCUUGGCCCAGAGGGAAAGCUGUGUGUCCGCUGGUGGAGCAGAACUGACUCCUUGGUAGAAGUGGAUGAGGUUUCCAUUUGUUCUCUUCCCAACAUCCCCCCCAAGUGUCGUCUUUUUACUUGCUCUCAGGAUUUUGCAAAUGAUGAUAGAAGGUGGCAAGGUACUGUAAAGAUCUUGGACUCUCUGGAAAACACCUGUCAUAAAAACCUGACAGUUAGUUGGCUUUUUUUUCUUUGCAUGGUGUUUUGUUUUUUUUCCCCAGGAGUGACUAGCUUUGCAGGGGUUUUAGAGCACUGACUGCAAUUGAGCAGGACAAGUCCUAGGCAGGUUUUCUUUCACGGAUUAAAAACAUGCACAGCCUCGUCAAACUGUGGAAUGAAUUAAUGCUUUACAAAAGACUUCACGGCCUGGUGGCUUGAACACUCUACACUGCUUUUUAUUCUAUUUUCAUGUUCAUCUGCCAUCACUUACCUCUAAAUCUGGAAGGCUGUAUGAAAAACUACUCCUUUAUUUACUUUCUUUUCAGCUCUGGAAGCUGGCACCAGAAGUCAUGCAGGCAUAUCCUGUGUGUACACUGGGCAGUGUCUCCUCCAGACUUUGAGCUGUUAAUCAGUUGGUGCUACAGUAGGUGUUAAAGUGGGAUAAAAGUUAACACAGCCAUCCUCAAGGUGGAUGUCGAAUUUGUGUAUUUACAACUGAGAGCUCAGUUUUAGCAUGCUCUUCAUCAGUGAGGAAAAAGGCAUGCGAGAUGUACCGUAACUGCUCUCUUUUUCUGCAACUGUCAGAUGAUUAUACUUGUUCAAGAAAAAGACUUCAGUGGUCAGAAAUCUACCACAGACUAAAACUUCUCAAGGUAUUUUGCCUUACUACCCUGCAUACUUUGGAGUUUUUAAAUGUAGAAAAUCACAGAAAAUGUCCUGCAUUCCCCAUGACAAUAUUAACUCACAACUGUCUUCUGCUCGUAAUUGAGGUUUUCCAUGUGAUCACAUAAUUGUAUAAAAUAAUUUCACUUUAUGCAAAAACUGUUUUUCAUUCUGUUACAAGAUGUGGUAUCAGAAAAAUCUGAUCACAGUUUCCUGAUCAGUGGUGGAUGUGAUGUCAGAUGGCAUUUUUGGUUUAUAAAGAGACCCUGUCGUGGAGGCUGCUGCCCGGCAUUGGAAAGCAAAUUGCAAGGCCAGCAGGAGAGGGGAAGAUGUUGGUGGUUUGGCCUGUGAAGCAGCAGUGGUGCCUCUGGACUGGAGGAUCCUUUGUGUUUCUAGGAUAUCCAAAUUCUUAACUCAGACUUGGAGGUUCAAGAGAGUGGGACAGAAGGAAACCCUUUCUCUGUAGCUCUAAUGCUUCCCUUAAGUAGCCUCAGCUGUCUAGUUGAAAUAACCGAUGCUUGUUGCCUUGAAACUCAUUACCUCCUCUGUGGUUAGCCACGGAAUUAAGCCACAAAUUAAGUCAGGUGGUCAACGGGAUGCAGCACCCAACAAGUGUAUAAAUAGUCCUUUUGUGUCCCUCGGGUAGGCUGGGAUGGGAGUGCGUUGACCUUUCCUGCUCCUGCCAGUGAAAGGCAGGGAGCCGUGUGGUUCUGCUGAUUCCUCUUUCGAGUUGUUCCUGGCUGGCUGUGUUUGCUGGUGGAGAGCCAACUCAUUCGGGACAGCCUUGGGUUUGUGUCUGUUCUGGGAACGUAGUUCCGCAUCAGCUUUUGUAGCAGCUAACUUAAACAUAAAAAAACUGACUGUCCUUUCAGUUCUAGGUGUGUUUUAUCGAUAGCUUCUCUUCUUCCCCCGCCCCUCCCCGGUUGUACUAAUAUAUGUGGGGUUGGGCUGUGAGAUGUUGAAGCUCUCUGAUAUAAAUUAACUAACAGCUGUAUCAGCCGUGGGGAAGAGGGGAAACUGCAUUGCAUGCAAGAGCAUGAGCUUUUUCCAUCAGUUCUGCUGCUGGAGAGAUUGUGCACUGCGUCCCGUACUGUGAGCCUUCCUUUCCUUCCCGCUCUCACGGCCCUGCGUGUGAGCUGCAGGGCAGCAGGCAGCCGACAAUUCCCUUUCUUCCCUGCUCAGCUCCAAGGAAAGGAGUAACCUCACACUCCUCUUGCUAUCCAAAACAAAACUAGGAGCCCUAGGUUAGCCUUUUGUUGCUUUUCUUAUGCCAAGAGCAGCUCAGUCACCUUUUGAGGAAGCAAACAUUGCACUUGGCCACUGAAAUUUUAUUUUCAAACCAUCGAGAAACAUGCCUCUUAAACAUGAUAAAGGGUUUUUCCCGCUGCUGUAGUGGGACCAGGAAUACUUAUGCUCUCACCUAAUUUUUUCUUUCUUGAGGUUUUCUUUUAAAAAUUUUUAAUCUUUUAAUAACCUAACAGGGAAGGAAGGAUGUGAAAUUGAAAAUAGGCAUUGAAAAUGGGAUUGUUGUUCCAUCUCGCAGUUCCUAGUGGUUUGUUCUGUUCCAAGAAAUUACGAGCCUGUCUUGUUUUGUUUCCCUGGCGCUAUGUGUUUUUAAUUUCAGUUUUCUUUGCUUUGGUCUGUGAGCAGGAGGCAGAGAAAACAUUUUUUCAAGAGAUAUGUGUCCCUGCAUGUAGCUCUGCUCUCCCUUCAUUCCUCUCCCCUCUUUCCCUCCUUCUUCCCAGCCCCAGUAAAAACAGGGCUGCAGCACACGCAUCUGUCGCCUGUGCUGUGCUGGCUGAAAGCUGCUGAGCAACAGCACCAACCAGGAUACAACCUCUUCACAUCUUCCUUCUUGUUGAAGCCCUUUGGAGGAACAUGUUUUGCUGGCCUGAGGAACGUGGCUGAAAACAUUAAUCAAGUUCUGCCUGCAACAGCUUGUAGCAGUGAAGGUGUAUGCUGUUUGGGCUCUAAUUUUAAAUAGCCUUUGUCACAGUUGCAACUAGAUGUUAAAUCUUGUGUUCAGAUUGCUUUUGACAAGGUUGGCAAAAAAAUGCCUUAAAUCAGAUUGCAAAAUAAGUUGUUGAAAUAUGAAUGAGAAAGGAAAAAAAAAAUAUGCUUUGAAGGCGGUGGAUGGUGGUUUCCUGUGGGUGUUGCUUGGCCAUAAUUUGUGUGUUGUGUUGCAAGGACUGCCAUGAGUUGGGAGGCACAGAAGUGCAUGUGGGCAGUUUCAAGCUGUAGCUUCUUGCUGCUUAUGGAGAAGUUUAUUCUGUGUGUGAUUUUUUUUUUUCAUCUGACAGUGUUUUGUUUUAACAUUUAACAUCUAAUCACAGCUAACAGUUACAGUCACAACCAGUAAUUCAGGAACAGAAGGCAAAGUGAGCACUGGCUUUCCCUGCCAGGUGCUGUUGACACAUUUACUGUUGGCUUCCCACUUGUGAUCCUUCAGAGACCCAGAGAAGGAUUUCGGGUCUUACUGGUGAUACAUGUUUUAAGUCAAGCUGAUUGACCAACUUCAACCUCAGCAUUUCCUACUGCCAUAAAAAGGGCAGGUAAAGGCUGUGCCAAACGUAUUCUGCACAUAUUUGCAUUGUUUUCAUUAGACUUUGAAUUAAGGUCUGCCAUUUUAAUGUUUCUGCUGUUCGUGGACUGCAGUAUGUUGCCCUUUCUCUUAGAUGAGAUGAGUUGGCAACAUCACGUGCAUGUAUGAGCCUUGUAAAAUAUAGUUGUCUGUAGAAAGGCACCUAAAGGUACCAUUGUUCCUGAGUAGAUUUAAACAGCAAUUUUGCAUCAGCAUGCUUUCCAGAGCUCCCUAGAUCUGUUGCCUUGCUGUUCCAGGAGAAUAACACCUCUCGUCUGUAAAGCACGUCUGUUGUUUGCUGCUGCAAACAGCUCGUGUUUCACGUGGCCCGGUACUUUCAUAGAUGCAUUUUGUUAAAGACUACUGAAUUUAUAUACUCAUCUGCACCAGCUUCCCCCUUUACUGGUGCUGUGGUUUGUACCCUUGCAGAAACUGGCAGCUGGUUUUAAUACAUGUUUUGACAAAUCUCCCUGCUGAAGGGUCUGAUUUCUUAAAUACACUUUUCAGAAAACUUCCA
Tyto alba (common barn owl) is the source of this 6176-nucleotide messenger RNA. It is a transcript of the gene UBXN7, whose product is annotated as UBX domain protein 7. The transcript is spliced from 11 exons. Bases 46 to 1515 code for a protein of 489 amino acids. Gene Ontology annotation, cellular component: nucleus. The record is from RefSeq and is a predicted model, not a curated record. Gene Ontology annotation, molecular function: ubiquitin binding. Gene Ontology annotation, biological process: proteasome-mediated ubiquitin-dependent protein catabolic process. Lineage: Eukaryota; Metazoa; Chordata; Aves; Strigiformes; Tytonidae.